ACCGCCCGCGGCCCCACCGCCCCUGUCCCACACCUCCGUCAACGCUUCCUUAACCCACGCCCAGGGAAGCUGCCGCUGGAAUCCAUCCAGGUGGUGCUGGAGGAGCUCCGCAAGAACGGGAACCUGGAAUGGUUAGAUAAAAACAAAACCAGCUUCCUGAUCAUGUGGAAGAGACCAGAAGAAUGGGGAAAGCUCAUCUAUCAAUGGGUGUCAAGGAAUGGCCUGACCAACUCUGUGUUCACACUGUAUGAACUGGCCAGUGGAGAUGAUACAGAGAAUGAAGAGUUUCAUGGCUUGGAUGAGGCUACGCUGCUCCGAGCCCUGCAAGCCUUGCAGCAGGAGCACAAGGCUGAGAUUAUCACGCUGGAUGACGGCCGAGGCGUCAAGUUCUUCUGACAGGAGUCUCCUCCCCUUGCCCACUGCAGUCCCAGGUCUCACAGCCAAGCAUUGCUCUCUGGGCCUGGCUUCAAACUGUGACUGCAAGUAGCUGCAUCUUGGGAUUUCUUGGGUCAAGAUGAGUCUGCGAGCCCUUCCAAAGACUUAGGAAUAUCCUGAGAUCCUCUGUCUGUCUGUUCUCCCUGUUGAUGUGCUUGAGAGGCUAAAGCUGCUCUAGGCAGUUCUGAGAGGGACCACCCAGAAGUGAAACUGGACUGCUGAUGGUCCCUGUUCUGUGAUGGCCUCGAAGCAGUCCCAGCUGGCUGGUCAAGCUUGGCCUCAGAGGCCCCCCUGUAUCCCUGCCAGCCACGAGCCUGGGUCCUGCAGUCCUGCUGCAGUGCCAGGGGCGAGGCAGGAGCUGGGGACUGACGAUUAUUGCUACGCUGUGGAAGCCCUCAGUGGCAUAAGGAAAUGCACUUGCUGCCAAGCAGGCUGGGGGAAGCCAGGGAACUAAUUUCAGGUGAUUAAAAUGAGAUGUAUUUAUAGAGCAGCCUGGCUAUUUUCAUCUAUCUUUAUUUUUCCAUCAGAAGCAAAACAGAGCAGUGUACCACAUUUCUGCCCUUCAGUCAUAUUUCCUCGCUACCCCAGGGAAAUGCAGUGGUUCCAGGGUGGGAAGCAGCAGCACAAGUGCAUUUCUCCACUUGACAGAGUUGUGGCCUGUGGGGACACUCACUGCCCUCCUCAGGACAACAUUUACUUAAAAUUUGCAUGUGCAGCCUGCUGGAAGCCCCUGGGCUUGUGCAGAGGUGAUGGGGUAAGCUCUGUACCACUGUGGCUGGGAGAGGGAUGACUCAGCUUUAGGCUCUCAGUGUUGAUAACAAAGUCCUCACCUUGUCAGGAACCAUGGCCCAGGUGCAGUUGCUGACCCUGUCAGUCCUGGGGAAGCAGAUGGCUGUGCUGGGACAGGAUCACCUUGCCCUGAUCGCUGUGUGCAUGGCACUGGCAGAGCUUGGGAGCAGUGCUGGAGUGACCUCAGGUCAGGCCAGUGUGGUCAGUCUGGGGGGUCCAGCAGAGCAGAUGACACUGGCACCCCAACAGGCUGCCACUGUCUGCCCCUGUCUGGUGUUCCCUGCCCUCGGGGACAACCCAGCACUGGCUCACCUGCUCCUGACAGCUGAUGUCAGUGAGAUGCUGGAGUCUAGCUGUGAAAUGUAAAAAUUUGUUUAGUAGCAGGAGCCCGUUGACCUGAACUCGGUGGGAUGUGCUGCCCUGGUGUGGGCACAUUGCUCUGGAACUGUGCUGGAGCCCAGGCUUCCUCUCCAUGCCAGGCUCAGCAGUGCUGUGGAAGAAUUCCUGAGUGCCAGCACUUCACUGCUGAACAGAGGCACCAGCAGUGCUUGUAAUGAGUCACUGGCACAAUGGGCUAGUGUGGGCUCUUUUCUGAGGACCACCACCCCUGCGAGCUCUGUCACGGUCCUGCUGUGCACUGACAGUGCUGAGCAAACCCAGCUGUGCCAUGGCAUGUCCCACGAGCUCUGCAGUGCAUCUGUCCCCACAACUGGCACAGUCUCUGCUUGAUCAGGGAUCAUCCCUCUAUGUCUGCAGCCAGCAAAGUCUGUGUGUAGGAUUUAUGUGCUCCCAGUGUCUGCCCUGGGUUUGUUUCCAUGUCCAAGAUCUGCCUCAGCUUUCCUCCCCAUGCCACCUGCAUUUUCCCUUCCCUCCGUGGUUGCUCUGCCUGCCCUGCUGCUCCUGUACCCCUGCAGAGAGCCAGGGUGCUGUGCCUGAAGGUGUCUGCAUUUGACCCCAAACAAUGAGCCUUCAGCAGCCGGCCUGGAGUGUCUGUUCUUGCUGUCUGUGUGCACGAUUCUGACCUCCCAGCACCGUGUUCCAGGCUGGGAGUGCCGUAUGUAACCUGGCUGUCCUUGAGGGAGUCUGUGUUCUUAAUUAAAUUUGCUCCCUUCUUAGGAAA
Messenger RNA from Cyanistes caeruleus (blue tit), 2344 nucleotides. Lineage: Eukaryota; Metazoa; Chordata; Aves; Passeriformes; Paridae. The record is from RefSeq and is a predicted model, not a curated record.